CGAGAUGAAGGAAAAGCCACAUGCGCGAGCAAACCCUGCCUGCUGCUGCUUGUGUGCUGAGAUCUACUCACUUCGCCAACUUCACUUCUUGCUUCUUCCUCAUCAGCCCUGGCCAACAACUCGAUCGACCCCUCACUCAGACGCUCAACCAAGGCAGGUAUAUCUGCGGUUCAGAUUGGCAAAUCUCCGUUGCGCCACACGAGCCGACCACUCCCAUUGCUUGCGAUCGGUCCUUCUCACCGCAACCGCAUUGCACUGCUCGGCCUAGCGGUGCUCCUUAGACGAAGAGACACGACGGCCAAAGACUUGAAGAAGCCAAAGGCUCUGGAGACACAUCUCCCGUCA
This is a messenger RNA of Ceraceosorus bombacis, 345 nucleotides long. Lineage: Eukaryota; Fungi; Basidiomycota; Exobasidiomycetes; Ceraceosorales; Ceraceosoraceae. The record is from the annotation of a GenBank genome assembly.